AUGACGGGAAGCUUAGCAAAAGCACCCUCACUAAGUAGCCGAUUUCCCUCUUACAAACGCAUUAGCGAUAGUGUCCUGCACAUUCAAUUUGCCUUAGCGAUGAAGAAAGCCAAAAGGUAUUCAAGCUUCUUUAGCUUCUUGGAGACAAAUAUUCAACCAAUUUGUGUUGUAUCCACAUAG
This is a messenger RNA of Plasmopara halstedii, 180 nucleotides long. RefSeq lists its product as uncharacterized. The transcript is spliced from 2 exons. NCBI's taxonomy places the organism in Eukaryota, Oomycota, Peronosporomycetes, Peronosporales, Peronosporaceae. Bases 1 to 180 code for a protein of 59 amino acids. The record is from RefSeq and is a predicted model, not a curated record.